AUGCGUCGGCGAUCGCUUCCCGGCGGUUCAGCUAUGGGGAAUCCUGGUAGGCACGAGAAGGAUGGAAGCAUGAAGGCGAUGGUUAAAUUUGAUGGUGCUCACAUCUCGCCCAUAAAAAGGCACAAUAAUCAGUCCAAGGUGGCGCCGGAGGAGUUGCAGCCAAUUUGGGAGGAGUUCCAGCCGAUCUAUCUGAAUGGGAAGGUUCAGUUUGCAGACUGCCUCCACUGCCACAACCGCCUCGGCUACAAUGGGGAUAGCUUUCUGCGCCGGCAUCUGAAAACCUGCCCAGCCAAACCGGAAGCGACGUCGGCCGAAGUGACGGAGUGGAUGUCGCCACAGGAUUCCUGCCUCCCAAUUGUGACGACCGACGACAUAAGCUCAGUAAGUCCCUUAAAAUGGAGGUCCAAAAUAUGGGAGGGUUUCACACCCAUCUUCGUUGAGGGGGAACUGCAGGGUGCAGAUUGCAUCCAUUGCCACAAGCGCCUCAGCAAACAUGGAGGCCAUCUGAAUCGACAUGCUCUAGCAUGUUCAAAACGACAUGGGCAUGACCACAGUCAUCAGAAGGGUAACCGUUCUAGUCUACCUAAAUUGAAGUCCAGGGUGCGAGACGAGUCUUCACCUGCCAGGAAAGCUCAAAUCACAAAAUGCUCUAGCAAGCUCCGCAGGGCUAGCAGCUCCAGUGGCAUCACCUAUCGGCCCAUUCAAGUGGUGUCAGAUCAUCUAUCCCUACCAGCACCAGAUGGUACAAAAUGCUCUAGCAAGCUACGCAGGGCUAGCAGCUCCAGUGGCAUCACCUAUCGGCCCAUUCAAAUGGUGUCAGAUCAUCUAUCCCUACCAGCACCAGAUGGUUCAAAAUGCUCUAGCAAGCUCCGCAGGGCUAGCAGCUCCAGUGGCAUCACCUAUCGGCCAAUUCAAGUGGUGGCAGAUCAUCUAUCCCUACCAGCACCAGAUGGUGCAGGGCUGAAGAAACAGAAGACCUCGUCUAUGACUAAUGCAACUGCCAUAAGCACCAGCAAGUUUGGUCAAGAUUCACCUUAUCAAGAUAUCGCCAGAUUGAUAACUUUGCAUGGUUAUCCUUUGUCAAUUGUGGAGAAUGAAGAUAUGAGAAGAAUUUUAAAGAACAUCAGUCCCAUGACUAACAAAGUCUCUCUUAGUGAUAUGGAAGAACAUUUACUUGCUCUGUUUCAGAAGAAGAAGAUAAACGUCAAGGAUGAAAUUGCACUUACCUCCCAGCGUAUCUCGCUAUCAGCAAGCAUCUGGACUCAUGAUGGACCUGAGCCAGCAGUAAAUUACCUCUGUUUGACAGCACAUUUUAUUACUGAAGACUGGAAAAUUCACAGAUUAGUAAUCAAAUUCGGCAUGUAUUGGUGCUCACCUACUAAUUUGGAAAGGAUAAUACACUGCAAGGAGGCUUGUGUUCCAGAGUCGGAAAGUGGAUCAUACAAUGUCAUAUGGGAUGCAAUCAGAGACUGGAAUCUUGACCAGAAGAUUUUGAGCCUGACUUCAGUUGGUGAAAUCAAGAAUGAUGCAAAUACCUUGAAGCUCAAGGAGAUGCUCAUAAACAAGAGGUGCCUUCCCAUCAGAGGCAAGCUGUACAACAUUGCUUGUGUGGAUGAUAUGCUAAACAGUGUUGUUUCUGAUGGACGAUCAUAUAUACUUUUCCUUGUUGGUGACAUAGUAAAGGACUUUUUUGGGGCAUGUGCAUCUUCAUCAUCGAUGCAACAGCAGCUUCUGGAAGUUAUUUCACAGAUGAGUUUGAAAUGUCCGCAAGAAGAUGCCAAGUGGUGGCACAAGUUAUAUUUUAGGCUUGAAGUUGUGUUGCAAUUCAACAAGUUGUUUCCUGCUGCAGAAGUGCUGUCUCCAGAAGAUAUGACAGCUACUUGGUCUAUUUGCAAGAUUUUGAGGACAUUUUAUCGUGUCAUCGAAGUAAUUUCUAGCCCUAGCUCUCCGACAGCAAAUGUAUACUUCAGCGAGGUAUGGAAAGUGAGGACAGUUCUGCAAGAAGAAGCAUCAAACGAUCACACAGAGAUUGUGACUCUGGUCAUGGAGAUGCAGGAAGCGUUCGAUGAGUAUUGGCAGAACUCAUACGUGUGGCUGUCAAUACCUGUCGUGUUAGAUCCAAGAUUCAAGAUGAGCUUCAUUCAAUUUCGUCUGCAACGGGCUUACAGCACAGACUCACUGGGCUACUUAUCUGAAAUACAUGAUACAGUCCAGGAACUCUUCGAUGAAUACUACGAUGCUACAGAGCAGCUGAGUGGCGUCCGUCUUUUAAGGAGUGCAGCUUUGGAUACAGCUGAUAAUGAUCCUUUGGAAGAUUGGGAUGAGCAUCUCAAUUGCCAGAUGUCUUCAGAACUUGAGGACUACCUUGGGGAGGUUCUAGUCCCAAGAAAAGACGAUUUCGACAUUCUUAAAUGGUGGAUGGAACACGCCACGAAGUACCCCACACUUGCUGCUAUUGCCCGGGAUGUCUUAGCGAUGCCGGCAUCUGCUGUUCAAUCUGAAGCAGCAUUCAGUAGCAGCGGGCCAGUAAUUCCAAAGCAUCAGAGCACACUGAGCAUCGAGACGAUUGAAGCACUUGUGUGUAGUCGAGAUUGGAUGAGAUAA
This is a messenger RNA of Triticum turgidum subsp. durum (durum wheat), 2604 nucleotides long. The record is from the annotation of a GenBank genome assembly. NCBI's taxonomy places the organism in Eukaryota, Viridiplantae, Streptophyta, Magnoliopsida, Poales, Poaceae.